This is a messenger RNA of Coffea arabica (coffee), 2517 nucleotides long. The record is from RefSeq and is a predicted model, not a curated record. Lineage: Eukaryota; Viridiplantae; Streptophyta; Magnoliopsida; Gentianales; Rubiaceae.
AUGGAUGCAGUAAACGAUAGAGAGAGCGAGAUUGCACUGUUGGUCUCUAGCGCCUCAAAUCAUCAUGAUAAUAGCUGGAUUGACAUCCCAUCAUCAUCAUCUUCAUUGACCCCAACAUGGACUUACGACGUCUCUCUAAGUUUCAGAGGCGAAGAUACUCGCAGAAGUUUUGUAGCCCAUCUCUUCCGAGCUCUUCGCAGCAAAGGCAUCUAUACUUACAAAGAUGAUCAGAGAUUGGAGAAGGGCAAGUCGAUUUCACCCGAACGCUUGCAAGCAAUCCAAGAAUCGUUGUUUUCAAUCGUAAUAUUCUCCAAGGGCUAUGCAUCCUCGACGUGGUGCUUGGAGGAACUUGUAAAGAUCACCGAAUGUCACGAGAUCAUUGGACAAUCUGUGUUGCCAAUAUUCUACGACGUCGAUCCGUCAGACGUACGCAAGCAGAGGAAUAGCUUCGCCGAUGCUUUUGCCAAACACGAGAGAGACCAUAGCCCGGAGAAGGUGCAGAAGUGGAAGGAAGCUAUGUCUCAAGCAGCCGGCAUAUCAGGCUGGCACUCUUGUGAUUUCGCAGAUGACGAUGAGUUCAUCGAGAAAUUUGUUCAAGACCUGCAUAGUCGGUUGCACCAGUUUGAACAACCACCUGGCGAACAUAAUCUGGUGGGAGUAGGAUCUCAUACGGAGGAAGUCAUUUCGUUGAUGGAUUUGAGAAGUCCCGAAGUCCGCAUAGUGGGACUCCACGGGAAGGUGGGAAUAGGCAAGACAACUGUUGCCAGAGCCCUUUUUGACAGAUUAUCUGACAAGUAUGAAGCUGCUUGUUUUCUGGAUGAUGUUGGCCAAAUUUCCCAGAAACACGGAGUGGAUUAUUUACAAGAAAUCCUACUCUCCGAGAUGCUCAAGCUAAGAAACAUCAAGAUAAGAAGCACGAGCGAAGGGCUGAGUAUGAUGGCACGCCGGUUUCGACACCUGAGGACCCUAAUCGUUCUUGAUGCUGUGGACCACGCAAACCAGUUGGAGGCCUUGGCAGGAAAACGCAACUGGUUUGGUGGCGGGAGUAGAAUUGUCAUAACAGCAAGAGAUGAAGAGUUGCUGUCUAAAUAUGGAGCUGAUGGUACGUAUAAGGUGUACGGAUUGUCCUACAACCAAGCUAAACAGCUUUUCAGUCUCCACGCAUUUGCGAACAGAACUCCUGGAGCUUUCAGAAAGAGCUUGGGUGGUCCAAUUUGUAGUAUUUGCAGACUUCCCUCGUCUAUUAAGGUCUGGGCUUCUUUGGUCCGCGGUCGAGAUAUAGCCUGGAGGGAGAUGAUGGAUGCAGUAAACGAUAGAGAGAGCGAGAUUGCACUGUUGGUCUCUAGCGCCUCAAAUCAUCAUGAUAAUAGCUGGAUUGACAUCCCAUCAUCAUCAUCUUCAUCGACCCCAACAUGGACUUACGACGUCUCUCUAAGUUUCAGAGGCGAAGAUACUCGCAGAAGUUUUGUAGCCCAUCUCUUCCGAGCUCUUCGCAGCAAAGGCAUCUAUACUUACAAAGAUGAUCAGAGAUUGGAGAAGGGCAAGUCGAUUUCACCCGAACGCUUGCAAGCAAUCCAAGAAUCGUUGUUUUCAAUCGUAAUAUUCUCCAAGGGCUAUGCAUCCUCGACGUGGUGCUUGGAGGAACUUGUAAAGAUCACCGAAUGUCACGAGAUCAUUGGACAAUCUGUGUUGCCAAUAUUCUACGACGUCGAUCCGUCAGACGUACGCAAGCAGAGGAAUAGCUUCGCCGAUGCUUUUGCCAAACACGAGAGAGACCAUAGCCCGGAGAAGGUGCAGAAGUGGAAGGAAGCUAUGUCUCAAGCAGCCGGCAUAUCAGGCUGGCACUCUUGUGAUUUCGCAGAUGAUGUCCUAGGAAUCAUUUCGUUGAUGGAUUUGAGAAGUCCCGAAGUCCGCAUAGUGGGACUCCACGGGAAGGUGGGAAUAGGCAAGACAACUGUUGCCAGAGCCCUUUUUGACAGAUUAUCUGACAAGUAUGAAGCUGCUUGUUUUCUGGAUGAUGUUGGCCAAAUUUCCCAGAAACACGGAGUGGAUUAUUUACAAGAAAUCCUACUCUCCGAGAUGCUCAAGCUAAGAAAUGUCAAGAUAAGAAGCACGAGCGAAGGGCUGAGUAUGAUGGCUCGCCGGUUUCGAUACCUGAGGACCCUAAUCGUUCUUGAUGCUGUGGACCAUGCAAACCAGUUGGAGGCCUUGGCGGGAAAACGUAACUGGUUUGGUGGCGGGAGUAGAAUUGUCAUAACAGCAAGAGAUGAAGAGUUGCUGUCUAAAUAUGGAGCUGAUGGUACGUAUAAGGUGUACGGAUUGUCCUACAACCAAGCUAAACAGCUCUUCAGUCUCCACGCAUUUGGGAACAGAACUCCUGGAGCUUUCAGAAAGAGCUUGGGUGGUCCAAUUUGUAGUAUUUGCAGACUUCCCUCGUCUAUUAAGGUCUGGACUUCUUUGGUCCGCGGUCGAGAUAUAGCCUGGAGGGAGGUUUUUGCAACGUUCAAACCAAACUGA